AAUCACUUGAACCUGGGAGGCGGAGGUUGCAGUGAGCGGAGAUCGCGUCACUGCACUCCAGCCUGUGCGACGGACGAAACGAGACUCCGUCUCAAAAAAUAAUAAGAAAGAAAGAAAAGAAACGACUCAGUUCUUUGUUUCACUGUUCGCACGGACAGCUUGGCUCUGGGGUCCUUACAUUCGGGCUGUAACUGGAAAAAUGUGUCCAUCAGGCACCAGAACCCAAUUCACCAAGUCAGGAACGUCCCAAACAGCUGCAGCCGAGGUUUGGGAUAAGGAAGUGAGGCUUUCCCGUCAACCUAAACCUGGCUGCCCAGGACCCCGAAGAAACAGCCAAGAGUUAAGACGCAAACUGCAGGACUGAUGCACGAUCCGAGCUCUCCCUCAGCAGUUCUCCAGGUUCUUGGCGCCAACAAGAGUCCCGGGCUCCGUCCCCUGCUGGAACUAUUCAGACGCGCAAGACACGUAACCAGCAGUCCUCCGCCCCGUUAAAUAGUCCUGCCUAGGAUGCCUCGGUGACGCACUUUUCCACCUCAGAAGUCCCUCAGCAGAUAUGCGAUGAGCCUCGGGGGUGCAUCAUCUUUCUGUUCGAAUGGGAGUAUGGGUUUUCUGAUCAUUUUCCCUUCACAGAUUCCUCCGCCAGAAAUCUUACUCGCGGCGUCUUCAUUUCCGGGUCCGCCAUUUCGUUGCCUCUGUUUCUCCACGAGGGGGGGUUAAAGGCCCCCAAAACAUGCUCACAUGAAAAGGGCAAAAAGUAACCGUCCUUGACAGGCAGUCUUAACUAGAGAAGGAAACGGGACUAAACUGGCGGGCUCCGUGGAAGCGCGGCCGGCAGCGUCCCGGACGAGGAGAUGUCUUUGGUGGACUUGGGAAAGAGGUUGCUAGAGGCAGCAAGAAAAGGCCAAGAUGAUGAAGUGAGAACAUUGAUGGCAAACGGCGCCCCAUUCACCACAGACUGGUUUUCCAAAUUGAGAGUCUCCUGUGGAUAUAUAGGUGAUAAUUGUAAGCUUGGAACAUCACCCCUCCACCUUGCAGCUCAGUAUGGUCAUUAUUCCACAGCAGAAGUACUCCUUCGAGCAGGUGUUAGCAGGGAUGCCCGGACUAAAGUAGACAGGACCCCCUUGCACAUGGCUGCUGCAGAUGGACAUGCACACAUCGUGGAACUGCUCGUUCGGAAUGGUGCAGAUGUGAAUGCCAAGGACAUGCUGAAGAUGACAGCUUUGCAUUGGGCCACAGAGCGCCACCAUCGAGAUGUUGUAGAGUUACUUAUCAAAUAUGGAGCUGAUGUCCAUGCUUUCAGCAAAUUUGAUAAAUCUGCCUUUGACAUAGCUCUGGAGAAAAAUAAUGCUGAGAUUUUGGUCAUCCUCCAGGAAGCAAUGCAGAAUCAGGUGAAUGUUAAUCCAGAGAGAGCCAACCCUGUGACUGACCCUGUGACUAUGGCUGCUCCAUUCAUCUUCACAUCGGGAGAGGUUGUUAACCUCGCAAGCCUUGUUUCUUCAGCCAACACCAAAACAACCUCAGGUGACCCCCAUACCUCAAUAGUACAGUUUUCAAAUUCUACCACCUCAGUGCUGGCUACCCUUGCAGCUCUUGCUGAGGCAUCUGUCCCCCUCUCCAACUCACACAGAACCACAGCCAAUUCAGAGGAAAUUAUAGAGGGAAAUUCCAUUGACUCAUCAAUCCAGCAAGUAAUGGGGACUGGAGGCCAGAGGGUCAUCACCAUAGUAACUGAUGGAGUCCCUCUGGGUAAUAUCCAAACUUCAAUCCCUACUGGAGGCAUUGGCCAGCCAUUUAUUGUAACUAUGCAAGAUGGACAGCAAGUUCUAACUGUACCUGCUGGUCAGGUUGCAGAGGAGACUGUAAUUAAAGAGGAAGAAGAAGAGAAGUUGCCACUAACAAAGAAACCAAGGAUAGGAGAGAUGACAAACAGUGUGGAGGAAAGCAAGGAAGGCAAUGAAAGAGAGUUACUACAGCAACAACUCCAGGAGGCCAAUCGAAGAGCCCAGGAAUACCGACACCAGCUCCUAAAGAAAGAGCAGGAAGCAGAACAGUACCGUCUUAAGCUGGAGGCCAUAGUCCGACAGCAGCCCAGUGGAGUUGAUUUUACCAUGGUUGAAGAGGUGGCUGAGGUAAAUGCUGUAGUAGUCACAGAGGGGGAGCUGGAAGAGAGAGAGACACAAGUGACUGGGUCCGCAGGGACCACAGAGCCUCACACUAGAGUUUCCAUGGAAACUGUUUCAUCUUAAUAUGCAAGGGCCACAAUUUGCACUGUGUUCAUAUUAAUCCUCUUUUAAAAAAGAAAAUAUACAGAAGACAAACAUUGCAUAAAAACUAAGAGUGUCUUUAAGAAGAAAACUAUAGCAGGGUGCAACGCUUGGGCUCAGGAAGGUUCUCUGUGCAAUUGGAAAAUUCAAAGCCAUAUUUAGGGAACAUUUCUUCUGAGGGGCCAAAAGAAUAAGGACCAAAUUUCUUAGCUCACAUCAUUGCUUUAAGCAUAGAAGUAAAAGAAUAUUGCAUGCUGUAGGUUGAUUUUUUUUUUUAAUAACUAACUUUCUCACAGAAGAUUUUAAGAUAACAUUUCUAAUAUAUAUGUACCAAUAUAUAUGCCUUUAAUAAUUA
Molecule: messenger RNA, 2619 nt
Organism: Rhinopithecus roxellana (golden snub-nosed monkey)
Lineage: Eukaryota; Metazoa; Chordata; Mammalia; Primates; Cercopithecidae
Gene: GABPB2
Product: GA binding protein transcription factor subunit beta 2
Exons: 10
Coding region: 852-2246 (464 amino acids)
Biological process (GO): positive regulation of transcription by RNA polymerase II
Cellular component (GO): nucleus
Molecular function (GO): transcription cis-regulatory region binding; protein binding
Source: RefSeq, a predicted model, not a curated record